CUGUCACCGAGCCAGAAGAAGAAAUGAGAGGAAGAGACGGGCAAGGGAAACAAAAAUAAACAACACGAUAAAAAAAAAAAACAUAACUAAUAAUGCAGCGUUAACAGAGAAAUUUCUCCUAAAAUUUAAACACGUUUCCACCGUUUCAUCAGGAGAGGAGGUCAUGGCGUUUGUCACAGCGAACUGGAACCCUCUGGGCGAGGCCUUUUACAGAAAAAUUGAAUUGUAUGAGAUGGGCUGGAAUCUGAAGGAUGGUUUGAGAGAUUGUCUGGUUGCUGCAGCACCUUAUGGUGGUCCCAUUGCUCUCUUAAAAGGGCCCAACCGUCGCUCUCCCAGUGCCAGACCUCAAUUAGAGAUCUACUCUUCCUCUGGACUGCCUCUGACCAAUUUUCCUUGGAAGAGUGGAGUGGUGAAGCAGUUGGGUUGGACAGUGUCUGAUGAUCUGCUGUGUGUUCAGGAGGAUGGCACUGUUCUUGUCUAUAAUCUCUUGGGUGACUUUAAGAGACACUUCAGCAUGGGCAAUGAAGUUUCUCAGAGCCAGGUGCUGGAAACUAAGAUUUUCCAUUCACCAUAUGGGACUGGAGUUGCUAUAUUGACAGGUGCCUUACGGUUCACUCUGGCCACAAACAUUGAUGACAUCAAACUGAGGCGGCUACCUGAGGUUCCAGGUUUACAGGCAGCACCCUCAUGCUGGGCAGUCCUGAAUCAGGAUAGGCAAAGUAAAGUGCUGGUUGCAACUGGAGCUCAUCUAUAUGUCCUAGACAAUACUGCCUGCAUUCCUGUGACUCCCCCAGGUCUCUCUCCUCAAGCGUCUAGUUCCAGUAUAGUGCAUAUGUGUGUCUCAUUCAGUUAUAAGUAUCUAGCUAUCCUCACUGAAUCUGGCCAUGUGUGGAUGGGCACAUCUAAUUUAAGGGAUAAACUGUGUGAAGUGGACACCAAAAUCAAAUCUCCACCCAAACAGAUGGCCUGGUGUCGUAGGCCCAAGAGUCAGCAGCCAUCUGUAGUGAUAUUGUGGGAACGACUCCUUAUAGUGGUGGGAGAGUGCAAAGACACAAUUCAAUACCACUUGGACGACGACUCCGUUUUAGUGCCAGAACUGGACGGGGUCAGAAUCAUAAAUGGAACACACCAUGAGCUUUUACAGGAGGUCCCAGGUGCCUGUGAGGAGAUCUUUAAAAUUGCCUCAAUGGCUCCUGGAGCUUUACUCCUUGAGGCACAUAAAGAAUAUGAGAAAGAAAGUCAGAAGGCAGACGAGUAUCUGAGAGAGAUUAAAGAACAGAGUCUGCUCAGUGAGGCUGUGAGACAGUGUGUGGAGGCAGCCGGACACGAACAAGAACCAGAGACACAGAAAACACUCUUGAGGGCAGCCUCAUUUGGGAAGUGUUUCCUGAGUAAUUUCUCUCCUGAGCAGUUUGUCAGCAUGUGUAGAGACCUGCGGGUCUUAAAUGCAGUCAGAGACUAUACCGUCGGCAUUCCUCUCACACACACGCAGUUUAAACAGAUGACUGUACAGGUGCUUAUAGACAGAUUGGUGUAUCGUAAACUCUAUCCACUGGCCAUUGAGGUUUGCCGCUAUCUUAAAACUCCAGAAUAUCAGGGAGUGAGCAGAGUACUUAAACACUGGGCAUGCUACAAGGUACAGCAGAAGGAGGAGUCUGAUGAGGUCAUAGCAAAAGCAGUAAGCGUGAAGCUUGCUGAUGCUGCUGGGAUCUCAUAUUCUGAAAUCGCUACUAAAGCAUAUGAGAGUGGACGCACAGAGCUCGCCAUUAAGUUGUUGGAGUUUGAGCCACGCUCUGGAGAGCAGGUCCCACUGCUGUUAAAAAUGAAGAAAAGUUCUCUGGCUUUGAGCAAAGCUAUUGAGAGUGGAGACACAGACCUCGUGUACACAGUGGUCAUGUACCUGAAGAAUGAGCUGAACAGAGGAGACUUCUUCAUGAUGUUAAGGAACCAGCCUGUGGCUUUGAGUCUCUACAGACAGUUCUGUAAACAUCAGGAACAGGACACGUUGAAGGAUCUGUUCAAUCAAGAUGACGAUCAUCAAGAACUCGGCAAUUUCUAUGUAAAGGGCAGUUAUAAAGAGCAGAGAUUGGAUGCUCGAAUUAAUAAUUUACAAAGUGCAGUGGACGAGUACAACAAAGCCAAGAAUGAAUUUGCUGCUAAGGCCACAGAAGAAGAGAUGCGUCUGCUUCGGUUCCAGAAGAAGUUAGAAGACGAGAAGGGUGAGAUGUUGGUGGGUUUCUCUCUUCAUGACACCAUGACCACGCUGUUGUCUGUGGGACUGCACAAACACGCCGAACAACUCUACAAGGACUUCAGAGUGCCUGACAAGAGGUUCUGGUGGUUAAAGCUAAAGGCGCUGGCUGAGAAGGAGGACUGGGAAGAGCUGGAGAAAUUUGCCAAAAGCAAGAAGUCUCCUAUUGGAUAUCUGCCAUUUGUCGAGGUGUGCAUAAAACAUCAUAACAAAUAUGAAGCCAGGAAAUAUGUGUCUAAAGUCACACCAGAGCAGAAGGUCAAGGCUCACCUUGCUGUAGGGGAUCUGGAGAGUGCCGCGGAGGCUGCUAUUGAGAGAAGGAAUGAAACAGAGAUCAGUUCUGUUCUUUCACGCUGUUUAGCCACCACAGAUCAUGCUUUAAUUGAUCGCCUAAAUCGUGCUAAAGCCACUGCUGCCAAAAAGUGACCUAUAUAUGUCAACCCUGCUCAACUGAACUGUACUGCUGCCAAACCCCUGUGCAACCCCUGUGCACCCAAAGCAGCUCAUAGCAGUUUACAGAUUUUGCUUUCGGCUGUGUAAUGGAAAGUUAUAAUGAAAAGUCGGCACAAAGAAUGGCUGAGACAGAUGGGGGGAGUUAGGAGAAAUGUCUGGGUGGAUGAACAGACAGAAUGAAGGACAGCAAGAGAACUUGCAUGUCAGCAUUUGUGUUUUCCUGCAUCUAUUGGACAGCCAAAAGCAGUUCCCAUUUCCCCCUGCACUAUAAACAUUGAAAACCUUUGAACCUGUAAUUGCAUUAUGAACAAUUGUGUGUUUGUUGUAGAAUCAUACAUGUCUCUGAUCAUAUGUCUUGUGUAAAAAAUAAUCUGCCUUUAUGAAAAUAACCUAAACACUUAUGGAAUCUCUGUUGUUUUAAUUAAACCAUUAAGUCACA
Molecule: messenger RNA, 3143 nt
Organism: Xyrauchen texanus (razorback sucker)
Lineage: Eukaryota; Metazoa; Chordata; Actinopteri; Cypriniformes; Catostomidae
Gene: vps16
Product: VPS16 core subunit of CORVET and HOPS complexes
Exons: 22
Coding region: 164-2677 (837 amino acids)
Biological process (GO): intracellular protein transport; vacuole fusion, non-autophagic; endosomal transport
Cellular component (GO): lysosomal membrane; endosome; HOPS complex
Molecular function (GO): actin binding
Source: RefSeq, a predicted model, not a curated record